CGAUUUAAUCCUCCGAGAGCGUUGCUGUAUAAAGGGGAAGGGGUUCUCUUUGGAGGCUGUCACAGGGGCCGCGUGGUGCGUGGCGGCCAAGAACCCGGAGGACCCAACUCGCGACUCGCGAGAACGAAGCGGAAUUCUACGUCGGCUGACGGUUCUUGGCUCCGGCCGGAACGCUCCUCUCCGGCGGGGGCUCUUGUCGGGCGGCGCGGCGGUUGGCGGGGAAGCGGCGGCGGGGACCCGCGCGCGAGGGACGAGGUUCUGGUGCCCUUAAUUGUGCUAUGACUGUGUGAGGAUGAACUGCCACAUGCCAAGCUCCUGCUGAGGGAUCAUCCUACAUGUUGAUAGCUUUGCUUGGUAAAUAGCAGCUUGAGGAACAUGUCCAGCCUUGACUUCGAUGGACAGGAAGACAUAUUCUUUGAUGUGUCUGAUGAUAUUAGAAGCUCAACAUGUUCUACAGCUAGGUGCAGCACGAGUGACCAAUUAUCAGCGUCAUGGAGACCUGAGUAUGAGCUGUGGGCGAGUGAACCAAUGAGCGUCAAUGAAAGGCGGCACAGGUUCCUGAUUGGGAUGGGCUUAGCUCAACCUAUUCCUACUGGAAUAGCCUUUCCGCAGUGGCAGGGCGAUACCUUGGAUGACUGUGCAUUUCGUGACCUGGAGGAGAGAAUUAGUAGCAUCUGUUCUUCAUACCAGUCAUCCUUUUCUCAGUUUGCAUCGGCACCAGAUAGUAUUAAUUGCGAAAGGGAUCUGGAUACUGGGAACAGAGUUGUAGUUCAUGAAAGCGAGCAUGAUACAAUGACCGGCAUAGUUGAGGAGGUUGGAACAGAUAUAAUCAUGAACAUAAACCAGUCUGAAGGUUUUCUCAGUUUCUCUCAGCUUGUUCACGAGUUCUUGCAGAAGGGCGGUGGUCGAACCCAUCUAAGAGGGUCGAAUCUCACAGUCACUGAUAAGCAAAAGGAUCCCAAGAGCUUUUGUGGAAGAUUUACAAGAAAGAAGGGAGAAGAUAGAAUUUGCAUGUAUGACACACAUAUGAAAAGCCUGAAGACAAGCACAUUUUCCAGAACAAAAGUUCAUCAGCAGAACAAGAAGUGGAUUGACUUCUCUGCUGUCUACAUAUGCCAAGAAAUCCAAGCCCACGGGGGUUCAAUCAGGGUCAUGAAGUUCAGUCCAUCCGGGUUGUAUUUAGCGAGUGUCGGUGAAGACUGCAUUGCGCGCAUUUGGAUGAUACAAGAAGUUGAAUCCUCUCCUGAUUUGUACGGCAGAGAGGCGCCUGUCGAAUACAUGGACAGAAACAAGGGCCUAAAAAUGAAGGUGGCAAAAGGCCAGAGACGUACCCUUGCCAUAAUACCCAAGAAAGUUUUCAACAUUGCAGAGACACCGCUGCAUGAGUUUCAUGGUCACACAAGUGAUAUCUUGGAUAUGGCAUGGUCAAAAUCAGAUUUUCUCUUGACUUCAUCUAAAGACAAGACAGUGCGCAUGUGGAAAGCUGGCUGUGAUGGCUGUCUAGCAGUAUUCAAACACAGAGACUAUGUAACAUGCGUUCAAUUCAAUCCAGUUGACGAAAGAUACUUCGUCAGUGGUUCAAUAGACGGCAAAGUCCGUGUUUGGGAUGUUUCUGAGAAACGAGUAGUUGACUGGGCUGAUACAAGGCGCAUCAUAACUGCUGUGAGUUACCAGCCAGAUGCAAAGGGUCUUAUUGUUGGCACCGUUCCAGGGAGAUGCCGCUUCUAUGAUCAAUCAGGUGAAAACAUGGAAGUUGAGAAAGAACUGAAGGUGACGAAGAAGAAAUCUGCUAGAAGACAGAUCACCAGUCUGCAGUUUUCAAGAGGUGAUCCUGCUCGGAUCAUGAUCGCAUCUGCGGGUUCUAAAAUCCGAGUCUCUGAAGGCGCCGGCAUCAGCCGAAAGUUUGAAGGGCGGCGAGGCUCCAAGGUCCUGGUACCGCCGUCUCUGACAUCCGACGGCCGGUACCUCGUGUCGGCCGGCGCGGAUUCCAACGUCUACAUUUGGAAUUUCGACAAGUUGAGGGGCAAAGGCACCAAAGGAGCGAGAACGGUUCGCUCCUGUGAGCACUUCUUCUCCGAUGGCGUCACGUCCGUGGCGACAUGGCCGGGGCUGCUGCACCAGGAAAUCUGUGAAAGCGGCGGCGGCGGAGGCGAUCUCCAGUCCUCGGACAAGGGGCCCACACUGUGCCGCGACCGCGAUUGCUGCUCGUUCGGGACGUGGUUCUUUACGGACGGCGUGGGGGGCGCCGCCGCAACGUGGCCCGAGGAGAAGCUGCUGCCGUCCCUCAAGUACCUGAACUGCUCCGGGAUGGACGAGCGCCGCCCCAAGGUGCCGGCGGCAUGGAACACCGUCGUGGUCACCGGCAGCCGCGACGGGGUCAUCCGGUGCUUCCAUAACUACGGCCUGCCGGUGAAGCUGUAGGUGCGGAUCGGAAGUUUCUGAGAUGGCGAAAAUGAGUGGGAUCGAGCCUGCUGACAGUCUCUGACCGUUCGUUGUAGAAUGUGAAGUACAUGAAAGUGUUUCGUUUGUAGAACGUGAAGUACAUGAAAGUGUUAAGGAGUUAAAGAGGGAUCCUAUGCUAUGUGUGUUAUCUAUGCUAUAAAGAGCGAGAGAAUUG
Setaria italica (foxtail millet) is the source of this 2617-nucleotide messenger RNA. RefSeq lists its product as uncharacterized. The transcript has 8 exons. The record is from RefSeq and is a predicted model, not a curated record. Bases 376 to 2421 code for a protein of 681 amino acids. Lineage: Eukaryota; Viridiplantae; Streptophyta; Magnoliopsida; Poales; Poaceae. Gene Ontology annotation, molecular function: protein binding.